AUGCCAGAGUUUGCGGCCAAUAACCCAUACUUUGUGGUGCCACAGCCGAUCUGUGAUGAAAUCCAAGCCCACGCAAACUCGCUGAUCCCGGCAAAGGGCGCCGGCGCGGACCAGACGAAAUCAGUCUCUGCCGGAACACCAGACUCCGGCGGUCGAAUCGCGCCGUAG
This is a messenger RNA of Aspergillus luchuensis, 168 nucleotides long. RefSeq lists its product as uncharacterized. The record is from RefSeq and is a predicted model, not a curated record. The transcript has 2 exons. The coding region runs from base 1 to 168 and encodes 55 amino acids. Lineage: Eukaryota; Fungi; Ascomycota; Eurotiomycetes; Eurotiales; Aspergillaceae.